Arachis ipaensis is the source of this 870-nucleotide messenger RNA. The record is from RefSeq and is a predicted model, not a curated record. NCBI's taxonomy places the organism in Eukaryota, Viridiplantae, Streptophyta, Magnoliopsida, Fabales, Fabaceae.
AUGAUUAAAAAAUACCUGAAAGGAAUAUAUGCAAUAGGUGAUUCGGAUGGAACAUUGUCUGAGAAUGGUGGUGGAAGAUUAAUACUUCCAGUAGAUGAAUCAUUACGUGAAAAUGGUGGUAGAAGGGCGGUGCUUCUAGCAGAUGCAACCUUGCGUAAAAAUGGUGGUAGAAGGCUACGAGUCUUUCACUAUGAGGACGAUGGAAGAGGGAGAAUAAAGCGGGAAAUUAUACAAAGAAUAGGAAGAUCCUGGAGGAACGCAAGAAAUCAUUUGUUCCAUAAGGUUUAUGACAAAGAACUGACUUUUGAGGAAAACCUCAAGUGUAAGUUAGCAGGAAUAGAGGAGAAGUGUAGAAAAAAUGCUAUUAAUCGUUCAAAGCAACUGUACACACAUACCAGAGGUUCUAAAACAAUGGCAAGAAAGAGACACGAAGAAGGAAGGCCUAUUAGUAGAGGAGAGGAAGCAAUUGAACAUAUUGAGAGCCAAGACCCCUCCAGCAAGGAAUUUUCACAGAAUGAUUCCCUUGCACAAGUGCUUGAAAAGGAGCAUCCAGGAAGAGUUCGUGGACUCGGUUUUGGUCCAUGUCCUAGUCAGUGUUUUCGUAACAUUCCACAGCAGUCUGACUACUGUGUACAGAUUGAGGAGUAUCAGAUGGAGAUUGUAAAACUUAAGGCGGAGGUAGCAGUAGCAGAGGAAAAGGCAAAGAGACAGAGAAUGGAGGCAAAGGCAGCAGAAGAGAAGGCAAAAAUGCAGACAAUAAGAAAUUUGUUAAGAUACAUAAUCCAGCAACAAGGAGGUAAUUUGCCACCUGAAAUAGCUGCAGAUUUGGAUUCUUUGAGAAGUGCACCAACCUCAUCCCAUGCAAGAUGA